UUGUUUGUGUUUCAGUGUUUAGCCGUGCUUUGAUUCUAAACAUUUCACAAAUUUUACUCGUUUGAACCAUUUUGAGUUCAAAAUGUCGCAGUUUUCGCUGUCGUGGGAUGUGCAGAAACACAUAAGCAACGGUCUUAGCUCCCUGCAGCAGAAUGGUGAGUUUGUGGAUAUGACGCUGGCUGCGGACGGGCACAUGGUAAAGGUUCAUCAAGUGAUGCUCGCUCUGGCUAGCCCUUACAUUAAGGAACUAAUUUCCUCUGCUAACUGCCCUCAUCCAGUUAUAUUUCUAAAUAGAGUAUCUUACCAAACACUAUGUUUGCUACUGGAAUAUAUCUAUAUGGGGGAAGUUUUAGUGUCACUUGAAAAUUUGGAUGACCUAAUUGUAGCUGGAAAAGAACUGCACAUUAAAGGCAUUGAAGAUAUGACAAUACACCAGCCCAACAUAUCAAUCACAAACACAACAACUAAAGCUGAACAGCUAACUCAUGAUGAAGAGGAAGAAGAAGAAGAUGAAAUAUCUUACUUCCAAGUUGAACAUACAUCUGAUCAUGAAGACAAUGAACAAAGCCCAUCACAGACCAUGUAUGAUUCAAGGAGUCAAGAUCGACCUAAUCUUUCAACACCAGAACAGUUAGAAGCAACUACAGAAUAUAUACAAGAUGAAGAAGAAGAAGAAUCUCUUGUGCCAGAGGAUAAUGUUAAAACAGAAUCUGCAUCACCUAACAAUAAGCUCAUGCAAUACACGAUAUCGAACCAGGGUUCCGUACAGAUGAUACUGAACAGAUUCAUCUACUAUGUCAAACAUACGAAUCGCUUCAACAUGCGGCAAUGGCGGUGCACUGACUACGUCAAUAAGGGAAGGUGUCCCGCUUACGUCAUUACUAAAGGAGAUGUGGUUGUUAAAAGAAUCGGCGCGCACACACAUCCGUUCCAUGACAAGAAGAUUCUAAAGAAAUGGAAGGCCGGCUCCAUAUUCUCGGCGGUGCUAGACGCCGAAUUAGAAGGCAUGUCCAAGAAAGAUAAAACCAAAUCCGAAGAAGCGAUGGAAGAAAAUGCGGAUGAAGUUUGAACUAGUGAGAACAAACUGUGUUCUGUGAGUGAGAAUGCCUUAUUGAAGACGAAAGUUUCAUGCACUGAAUUGGUUUGUAGUUUUUUAGAUCUAACUUAUCUGUAUUUUGUAAAUAUACUUAAUUUUAAUUA
Molecule: messenger RNA, 1200 nt
Organism: Plutella xylostella (diamondback moth)
Lineage: Eukaryota; Metazoa; Arthropoda; Insecta; Lepidoptera; Plutellidae
Biological process (GO): regulation of transcription by RNA polymerase II
Cellular component (GO): nucleus
Molecular function (GO): protein binding
Source: RefSeq, a predicted model, not a curated record